Daldinia caldariorum is the source of this 1521-nucleotide messenger RNA. RefSeq lists its product as uncharacterized. The transcript has a single exon. The coding region runs from base 554 to 1444 and encodes 296 amino acids. NCBI's taxonomy places the organism in Eukaryota, Fungi, Ascomycota, Sordariomycetes, Xylariales, Hypoxylaceae. The record is from RefSeq and is a predicted model, not a curated record.
UUCUCCAUGGACAUGUUUCACUUGGUCUAUCAUUUGAUUUGAUAAGUAAUACAUUGAUAUGGUACCAUCUCAACUUCGCAUAUCCCAAAAUCUGGUUUGUUACCUAUAAUCCAACGUGAGCAUCGUCUUACAAGCUUUAUAAGGUGCCUAAACAGGCUAAUACUAUUAUGACUCCAGUAUAACACCCCUUACGCUAACUUUAUAGAUGGAUUAUGUGACCAUUCGCUAACACAAAAGUCCAUAAUAGUGCGUUAUAGAAAAGCUUGGCCUUCCUUCAAAGGCAGGUUCCACUCGGUAUAUAGACCAAUCCGAUUCUUUUCAACUCCAGGGAUCACGUUAAAGCUCAACCGUAUUUGUAUAAUUCCAUAAGCUUCAAUUUCGAGGUAACCACCUUCUAUUGGUCCAGGUGAUGAACCCUGCUACACUUUUCGCCUUAAAACCUUUCAGCUUUCUCUAAAGUCGAAGCCGUAUCGUCUUCUCUUCUACUCUUUUGGUAAUUCGUUUUCUAUCCUCACAAGGUAGAAAAUCUCCAGAUCUUGUUUGUCGCCUCAAAAUGGUUAACUUUUACCAUUUUCGGCUGAGUCGCCUUUUGGCGUCGUGGUGCAUCGCAGCCACGAUAAUAUCAUGGGUGUCCACGGUGAGGGCGAUUGACUUUCCGGCAACUCUGGAUGUAGACAUCGUAUAUCCGCGCAACGGUACAUUCGCACCCACACUACUCACGCCCAUCGUAUUCACGAUCCGGAACCCCCAGCUUGCCGCUCCUCUUGACCUAAAUCUUGACUGGGCCAUCUAUAGGAACGAUCGUCCCGUCGGCGACGGCCCAUGGUCCGAUGGAACUAAGCGUCUCAUAUGGGCGACUAACCCUAACGCGACCGACCCUUUCUUCGUAUACGCAUACACCUACAAGCUCAAUGUCGAAACCUCCUGGUGGUUACGAUGGGAAUUGUCCUGGGGAAACUGCUCCCAGUCUGAGACCAACCACCCUAAUUUCAGCUUUAACCGCAAGGUGAAUGUUGUUGAAUUUACCACCAAAAACGGCUCGACGCAGUUCGAUCUCGCCACCGUUAACAGGCCUGGCGAUGACACCUGUGGAAAUGUUACGGACACACGCGUCUCUUUCAACGUGACGGGAGUUUUGGAUACCCGUGAUGCGUACAAAUACGACGACAUAGAUACGUGUGCCGUCCUUGCGCCGCCGUCCAAUAUCACCGCACCACCUCCUACAAGGACUUGUGGUCCCGAGAUAGACGCGUCGGCAGCGUCCAGCAUUUCAGCCGCUAUCACUGCGACGGCGUGUGCUUGGUUUCCCGAUCCAGAAUUGAGCUGCCCGCCCGAAAAGCCGAGCAGCGCCGUGAGGGGCAUAGGAGGGCCAUUUUUAGCCGGAACAGCGACUUGGCUGAAAGUGUUUAUGUCUGCUAGCGUUGCUUAUAUACUUGUCGCAUGAGGUGAUAGUUACUUGUAGCAUCUAUCACUGUCUAAUAUAAUUGAUUGAUUUAGGAAGUACCCAUGCAUCAAUACGCU